Messenger RNA from Paramecium primaurelia, 1143 nucleotides. Lineage: Eukaryota; Ciliophora; Oligohymenophorea; Peniculida; Parameciidae. The record is from the annotation of a GenBank genome assembly.
AUGCGAUCAUUAUUAGUUCUCUUCUCCUUGAAGGAUGAAUUGAUGCGAAAGAUCUUUAUUUUAAUGAUAUUCUAUUUCGAUGUAUACCAACUAUCAUUAAAUAUUUCCUCUUGCCUUUCUUAAUUGUUGGAAUUUCAUUUUAAAUAGAGUUCACUUUUUCUUUCUUAAGUAGAAAAUUUGAUAAAGCUAUAUAGAAGGAUUAUUUCUUAAAAUAGAAUCACCUAAACAUUCUAAAUUUAGUUUUUAUUUAUUUUUCUAUUUAAUAUAGGAUAAAUUUUACGAUAAUAAAAAAUAAUUUUAGGUUUUAAACUUCAAAUCCUAUGGUUAAUUUACUUUAAUUGGAUUCCUGAUAAUAUUGUACAUAUUUGUAAAAUACUAUACUAAAUUUGUCAACACUAAUUGCUUUGGCUUUAAAUUUAUCUAUUAUAUUAGACUCAUGAAUAAUACAAUUAUUUAAAUUAUUGGGAUUAAAUUUUAUUAUCUCAAUAAAAGCCUUUGUAAAAUAAAUGGUAUAUUUAAUAAAAAGGUAUACUACAAUUGGUCCAUGCUAAUAGUUGGGAUCUAAUAUUUAAAGUUUUAUUGUAUUUAGCUUCUAAUUCUAUGCUUGGAAUAAGAGAAAUAAUUUCUACUAUUCUUUCAAUUAGAUACUUAGUAUCCUUAAUAAUUAUUAUAAGUUAAAAUUCCAAAAAAGAUGAUAUUAUUUUAAUUAAAAAAUUUUUAUUUUUAAUAGUUCUUAUUAUCAUGUAAAGUUGCCCACUUAUAUUAUUUUUGGAUCUUGGAUAAAUAAUUAAUAUUGAAUUUACUACAAAUAAACUUGAUUUAUUCAUCAUUAUUUGGAUGGAAGAACCAGUAUAAAUACAAUAUAUUUUAUGUAUAUAUAAUGGUCCUUAUGAUUAAAAUUAUUAUUUUAUUGAUAAUACAUAUUUUUGUAUGAUUUAAAUUAUUUAUAAUUAGAUUAAUAAACAUUGUUUGAAUUUGCUUAAAUUAGUUUUUUGGUAUCAGCUUUAGCAUCUCCCUUAGUUAGGUGUGAAUAUUAGUUUUUUCUGUAAAGUUAGAUCAUAUUAUUUGAAAAAUAGAAAGAAGAUGGAUCCAAUUUAUGUUAAAAAUAUAUUUUGGAUAGUUGAAAACAAUUGCAAUAAGUGA